AUGGAUGGAAAUAAUCAGAUUUUACCACUUGCUUAUGGCAUUGGAAAAUCAGAGGAUGGUGAAUCUUGGACAUGGUUUCUCUCAAAGCUUAGAGACCGUGUUGGUGAAAUAGCAGAUAUGGCGAUCAUUUCGGAUAAGGCGAAUUCGAUACAUGUAGGUUUUAGAAACGUGUUUCCACGUGUGUACCACGGGUUGUGUUGUCGUCAUUUAAUGAUGAAUUUGCGUUUGCCGUCGUCUAAAAAAAAAGAGCAUGAGGCACUAUGGUGGAAGACAUGUAAAUCUUAUCGGAUGUCUGACUUUAACGAGUCAUUCAAUGCUUUGUGUCUUGCUGUUCCUAGAAUACGCCAGGUUUUAACCAAUAUUGGGUUUGGUAGAUGGGCAAGAGCUCAUUGUCCCGGCAAUCGAUACCACUAUAUGACAUCUAAUAGUGCGGAGUCUAUUAAUUCUUUGUCUAGAUUCUCGCGUAAGAUGCCGAUAACGCAACUUAUCGAAUUUUUCCGCGAGUCUGUACAAAAAUGGUUUUAUGACCUUCGACUGCAGGGCAUGCAGGAGAGCCAUUCACUAACUCAGUGGGCACAGAAGAAAAUUUUAAAGAAAAUUGAAGGGUCUAGAACCUGGACUGUUGCAGGCAUCCAGGUAAACAGUUUUGUUGUUGAAGACGGUGGGAAAAGGGGUGUAGUUGAUUUUUCGAAUCGUUCGUGCAGCUGUCGUGUCUGGCAAGUUUCUGGUCUACCUUGUGGGCAUGUGAUUGCUGUUUCAAGAUUUUUGGGUGAAGCUGACUACAGUCAUUAUGCUUUCUCGUGUUAUUCAAACGAAGCAUACAAAAAAACGUAUGAAGAAUCGAUUAAUCCUCUGCCUCAUAGGUCUGAAUAG
This is a messenger RNA of Helianthus annuus (common sunflower), 873 nucleotides long. RefSeq lists its product as uncharacterized. Lineage: Eukaryota; Viridiplantae; Streptophyta; Magnoliopsida; Asterales; Asteraceae. The record is from RefSeq and is a predicted model, not a curated record. Gene Ontology annotation, molecular function: zinc ion binding. The transcript has a single exon. Bases 1 to 873 code for a protein of 290 amino acids.